GUCAGGCACACAGGUACGGCACAGAACUUCCGGGGAGAGGAGCGCUCGCUGAGCCUCGUCCUGGGCGGGUGGCGCGAUGGCCGAGUCCCAGCUCGUGUGCCUGGAUGACGAGCACAUCAACGAGACGAUCCCCGAAUCCCGACCGCAGUUCUACUACAGCGAGCAGCAGCGCGCGGCCCUCGAGCAGCUGCUGCGCAACGGCGACGGCGCCUUCAAGAUGAGACUGAAGGAGGACAACAUCAAAGAUUUCCUGUCCGCGCGCGAGAUCAAGGGGAUCCGCAAAACCUUCCAGGAGUAUCAAUAUGAGGGCGACGGUGACGGUGACAAGUGGGAAUGCGAGCCGGCCGCGGGUUCGAGAGGCGACUCCGGGGUUCACUCCACUUACUGGCCCCAGCUGUCGGACACCGAGGUGCCCCCCUUGGACAUCGGAUGGCCGGACGGGGGUUUUUAUAAAGGAGUGUGCCGGGUCACGGUGUACAGCCACCCGCCCCGAGAAAACGGGCCGCACAUUAAACAGGUGGUGCGCAGCCUCAUCCAAGAGUCCUCCAAGUUGGUUGCCAUAGUGAUGGACCUCCUCACCGACCUCCAGAUCCUUCAGGACCUGCUGGACGCUGCUUCCAAGCGCAGCGUGCCGGUGUACAUCGUGCUGGAGGCCACAGGCAUCCCACACUUCCUGGACAUGUGCAGCCGACUGCAGGUCACUGCUACGCACCUCCGGAACAUCCGUGUGCGGAUGCUGGCGGGCUGCGGUCUGUCACUGUCCCUGGGGAAGCUCCCCGGCUCUCUGUGCACCAAGUACAUGCUGGUGGAUGCGGAGAAGGUGAUGUUUGGGUCCUACAGUUUCACGUGGACCUCAUCCCGCACGGACAGGAACCUGGUUACCGUGAUGACAGGUCAGGUGGUGGACAUGUUCGACAAUCACUUCCGGGAACUGUAUGCCGCCUCCGAUAAGGUGGACCUCUACAAGGAAUUCCACAUCCCCCAGCCGCCAGCGGUUACACCCAUGCGGAUUGCAGUGCCCCAAAAGCCCCCACCACUGGCGUCCGCUUCCCGCUUCCUGGGGGACCCCCGGCCAAACCACCUCAAGGUGCCGGCGCACAAGUACCAUAACCCCAAGUACUCUCUGGUGGUGGGCAACAGCUUGGGACUGACGAGGUCCCUUCAGGACCUCUCUGCCCUCAGGGAAUCCAUGGCCAGGGAGAGCCAGCUGAAAAUCGGCCAAACAGCCCUUCAGGCCAGCAGCGAGAAACUGGACAGGAUGUCUCCUCCGCCACCUGUCCCCGGGGACACGGAGGACGGUGCCAACCCAGCCAAGCCCAACGGACUCAGCGGAAAGAAGCAGCGCAGCUCAAGUAAGCAUUUUUCGAAGGGGCGAUCAAACAAUCAGAACGGACUGUUGGACGGGAAAGACACUGCGGCCCCUUCGAGCCCAUCACCUACCCACAAAGCUCCAGAGAGUCCUGACUCGCAGGAGCUGGAGGACAAGUUUGAGGUUGUCUUCGCAGAGAAACCUGCUCUUCUGAAAGGAAAGUACAAGAAGCCCUCGAAACUAGGUCACAGAAGCGUCUCUCUGCAGGCGAUCAACUCGCAAGGUGAAGAAGACUUUAAAGGGCGUAGGAGACAUUCAAAGAAGGUGUGUAUUCAAUCCUGAGGAAGGAUGGGAUUUUCAACCUCAGGGAGAGUUUCACCAAAUCUGACCAAGACUUGACCGCACAAAAGGCAGUCAGUGCAUGUUUACAGCGGGACCCCGUAUGCAAAGUGUUGCUCUUGUUUGACACCCUCCUGACGGGAAUACGAGUGACCCUCACCUGGCCCGGUACCCAAGGCUCUGUUUGAUUUGUAGUUCCCAAGACACUUGUCCGGUCAUCUAAUAGACUGUGACCAGAAAAUUUUCUCCACGUGGUGUCCCUGAUUUCGUUAAUAAUAGUGCUUUAUUAAUGCCAGUGGGGAAAUUCACUCAGGCUGCCACGGUGCUGCAUGCAUAUCUUUGGAGUGUGGGAGGAAACCCACGCAAAAAUGGGGAGAACGUGUGAACUCCGCACAGACUGAGCGGGGAUCAAACUCGCAUCCUCUCGCACCAUCCCGGCACUGGGACAGCACUGCUGUCCACCCUUGGCGCUGGCUAUGAGAACGAUGCGUCCGCAUAGAUAACGUGGGCUGCGCGAACAGUGUCGUUGCCAGUCAAUAGUUUACUUGUAAAGCCGACUCGAAAUCAGACCAAAACCAGUGCCGUUCGCAGAUGUCCUGCCAGGCCGUACCAAGUGACAGGUGCUCUCCUUCCACACGUUGAAUGCCUUUUUAUGACCCUUCAGUUACACGUUUUGAUGAACAGUCCCACUGAGGUAAAUGUAACCCUUACUGCAGAUGUAUUACCUUAAUGUAAAUGAGUACAUGAAAAGGACAGAAAUGUUGAUAUUGCACUGUGAUGUCACUGUCACUCAGGUACUGUCAGCACACCAGGUGUGUUUCCGUCUUCUUUGCUCCCAGCAGACUUAUUCCAGCCUACAAGUGGUUAAUAUCGGUGCGCAUAAGGGAAAUUAUUAUUGUCAAAAUCAAAAACUGUCUGUUGAAAAAGACAAGAAAAGACGCUAUAGAAACUGUCCGUUGUACCUUCUAAAUACAAACACGAUUUCCAAAGAAAAUACUUCAUUCAUUCUCAAUAUCUUGGACUGGGACUUUAAUAUGUUUGGGUAUAGAUCAGCAUAAUUACAUGCUGGUUUGAGGUGUGCUUGUAGGUGGUGUUCAUGUUUUCAGCAAAUAAAACUUGUACUCAACGGA
This is a messenger RNA of Scleropages formosus (Asian bonytongue), 2778 nucleotides long. RefSeq names its product protein FAM83F-like. NCBI's taxonomy places the organism in Eukaryota, Metazoa, Chordata, Actinopteri, Osteoglossiformes, Osteoglossidae. The record is from RefSeq and is a predicted model, not a curated record. The transcript is spliced from 5 exons. Bases 77 to 1651 code for a protein of 524 amino acids. Gene Ontology annotation, biological process: signal transduction. Gene Ontology annotation, molecular function: protein kinase binding.